CUUGAUUAUCCCGUCUCAGCGCAGUGGCCGUGAUGGUGAGAAGGCGCCAAGAAGUUGAAACGUUUUCGUGAUUUUCUCUCCGAUUUUGAAUGAAAAUUGCCAGUUUUAUGGAUGCAUUUUACCACAGCUUGUCCCAGAGGAAAGAUUGAGCGUUGUCUCAACUCACAUAUGCUGUGAUAAGAAUGCCUAGACCACGACGGAAAAGCUUCGGAGCUGCCUGCCAGGCCAUAUCUCAAGGUAUGGAGGAGGAACUAGACACCGAUCGCGAUGACGUCUCCGAUUCCGAAUCUUCACCUUCUGAGCCACCUGCGGAUGACCCUGAUGAGUCACCCACCAACUCAGACGUAGAAGAUGUCCUGACUUCGAACAUGUCCGUACACGUCACAGAUGACGCCAUCACGCCAGAAUGUAUGGCUAAGCUACAGCCGACAGUCGUUCUAGAGGAUUGCUUUUCCCCGAACGUUUCCCGCCAAAGUACAGCCUCUCCUGUUGCUUUGAACAACAGUUGGAAAGCGUCACCUGUAGUUGGCACACAAAAACAAUCGGGAAACAACAGCAUGCUACAGAGACAACAUAGUGGUGAACUCAGAUCAGUAAAAAGAGCCAGGGAUAGAAGCGGCUCACCGGUACAUAACCUCUUGUCAAGGAUUCUGACAAAAAAGACAGGAACUGAAACCGUCAUGUCACCUUUAAGUAAGCAUAAACUUUCUGGAGACAAGAGCCCUGAAGCCGCACCAUCCCCGGACGGUCUAAACCCUGACAGUCCAGGUGACAGCUCGGCAAAGGAAGGACUUGAGGAAACCAAGACAUCGACUUCUACUCCACAAAAGGACAGUUUAGCAUCAACAAGGAUCAGAUUGACGAGUUCGCCAGCUGUGUUUGAGUCGCCGUCAAAGUCGCAGUUUACGCGGGUGCACGGGAGCCCGUAUCCGCCGGGGUCGCCGCAGAUGAGUCCGGUUGUCGUACUGCACGAUUGUUGUACGCCUCCACGCGGUACAAGGCAAACCAGAGCCCAGAGGAUGGCAUCCUGGUAUGUAGAAGAAGAUGAAGAUGAUGAAAUAGAGGAGCUUUUGGGACAGAAGGAGGAGGAGGAAGAAGAAGAAGAUGUCUUUCCAGCACCACUUUCUACUUCUGCUGACAGUUUCUUUGGGAUAAGAGUGGAGGCAAUGGCAGAGAUUCAUGGGGAAACCUUAGCAGAAAGUUCCCUGUAUCAUUCUUUGUCUUCCAGCUCCAGGAGAAGACAGACAUCUGUAGCCCCUGUCCCCUCCAGAAGAGCUCGGUACAGUCUGAGGAAUGCCAAGCAGCACUUCAAAAACGGCUGUAUCAUAGAGAGCAGUGAUGAAAUCACCUUCAUAAGUAGUACAAGGACCACAGCUAAGGAGCUUCUGAAGGAGACCAGGAGGAGACAGAGGAGUCUUCACUUCUCCCCAAGUCCUGUUCGCAACAAACGGUUAAAGGUGGAGGGCAAGACAGGGUACAGAGUCUCCGCAAGACUACAAAGACAGCGAGAACAUCUCCCCAGCAGUCCCGAGGAGUCUCAAGACGUCCACCCUCCCGAGGAAGAUCUUCCAACAGCUUCUGAAGAACCCUCAGAAGACGCAGAUGGGCUGAAUGGUCAUUCCAACAUUGUCUUCUACGAUGAAGUCGUGCUGUGUCCUGAGGAAGAUGAAUUUCUGGAAGACGCAGCAAUAGGAGAGCUCCCACACUCGAGUUGGUCUCUCUCCCCACCAACCACAAAGCCUCAAAGUACUGGGUCUGAGUCUCCACCAAUCAGAGAAGAGCCCUGCAGCCCUUCACCAAUCACAGAGUGUCUCACAACCAAAUGGUCUCCUCCAAUCACAAGGCAUGAAAUUUCUGGGUCAGAGUCUCCACCAAUCAGGGAAGAGCCUUGCAACAAGGGAACUGAGUCUCCACCAAUAAGAGAAGAGCCCUGUAACACAUUAUCUGAUGCAUACCACAACAGUGCCACUGCAUCAGAGAUUCCACCAAUCACAGAAGAGAAGACCACCACUGAGUAUCAGCCAAUCACAGACCAGCAAAGCAACUUUGAAUCAGAGGCUCCACCUGUCACAAACCAAACCAGUCAAUCAAAACCAAGUCCAUCUCCUGAUACUAUUGAACAUUCAACAAUAGAAGUUCACAGUCUUAGUGCAGACAUGUCUGACACAACUGAUGAAGACGCUUCAAGAACAAACUCUCCCAUCUUAGAGGAGGAUGAAGAUGAUCCUCAUGAAGAUACAGAACCUGAUGAAUCCCUGAGAUGCGUAACUGUCUCCAGGCGUGGACACGAAGACACUCCCCUGCCAGGGAGACGCUUGUCAAGCCGUGUGGCACAGGCCUUGGUAGAGGAUGCCAUCAUAGCAGCAACACAGGUAGACAAGGUAAACCAAGCUGUCGAACAGAACCAAGAUGAGACGACCAAAGGAGGUAACAGAAAAUCCUCCAGAAAUUCUAAACGGAAGAAGAGGUCUCCAAGACAACAGGAGAGCUUAGAGCUGGUUACCGAAGAAACAGGCCCAGAAAAGGAAGAUGGCAACUCUGAGAAGACAGUGGUUCAAGACGUCUAUAGCUCAGACAGGACUGAGACCUUGGUAAAGGAAGUUCUUGCACCUGAUGUUGCCAUGGUAACAAAUGAUGCUGAUGUUGCUGAGGAAGCUAACAACAUAAUACAAGAGGAGCCAAUGGGUGAUAUCCCUGAAAUUGUCUUCAAAAAUUUUGCUGAAAAUGAGUUAGAAGAAGCAAGUGUGUCUCCAAGGAAGGCAAACUUCUCCGACACAACUCAUGGUGACGAAGACGUUGUUGUUAUAAAGGAGGUGCAGGAGUCGGAAGAUGAGGCUGAAACGAGGCGGCCUCGACGUUUCCGAAGACCCGCCGCGAAACCUACACCGCAGGCAAGCUCGGCCGUCAAGCUGAGAAAAGGAAGGGGACGGAAACAGGAAGAAGACAUCGAGGUUAUCUAUAGAAAUAAGAACUACAAACCACCAGAACAGAAGACCAUCGAGACCAUCUACGAAGAUCCAAUCAUAAGGAAGAAAACCGGAGAAGAGCAACUGGUUGGACGACCAAUGAAAAGAAGGGUGUCAUUCCGCAACUUCUACUACCCGAAAAAGAUGAAUAAGAAAAAGGCGAGCAAAAAUGUGAAACGGUUCCGGAGGAAGAGCUUGGAGGGAGUGACGGUAGAUGAGAAGCUUAUCAAUCUUGAUCGACAGAUGAUUGGGAUCAGUCCAGCAAAGUUCUGUCUCCCGGGAGACCAGAUGUUGUUCAAGUUCGCGUCGGAAGAGGCCUCGAGCGAUCUGGUCACCGUUAAAGAGGAACCACUAGAUUUCAUCGAUGAGGAGAGUCAUCAGGUGCUGGACUUGUCGGGUGUGGGGCCUUUGGAUGAAGAGGACAUCAAACAAGAGUUGGUCGAGAAUCAAGACAAAGAUGUCAACAGUCAGGGUGGCUUGCUAGAAGAAGGAACAGAACCACCAGCAGAGCCUGAUUCCACUACUGUGACUGGAAGAUCUGGAAGGAAAAGAAGAAGAAGCUCUGUGAAAGUGAAAACUGAAGUUUUAGAUGAAGAAAGUGAAAGUCAGUUAAACAGUGAAUCGGAUGACCACAUUCCAAGGAACUCCAAGCCCAAGAAGCCUAGAAGAAGGUCAACGAUAGCAAAGCAGGACAGUAUUGCAUCUUUAUACACAGAAAUGUCCAGUUCUGCUUCGGAGACAAAGGAAGAAGGAGAAGCAUCACAAUUGUCAGAGAACAUGUCUUUGUCAUCAUCGGAAAGUACAACCACUUGUGAGCAAGACAGCAAAGUAGCACAAUGCCGUAAAAAGAAAGCCAGAAGAAAGUCAAUAAGGAUGAACAAACCUGGUGACCUCACACGCGCAAGUGAUGCACAGUCGUCUGACUUGGACAGCAUUGAUUUGGUGAUCGAUGCUGUAAUAGGUGAAAAGUACUUACCAGAACAGUCAGACCAAACAAUGCAAUGUGGACCACAGGAAGACUUACAUAGUGUUGAUGGAAAGGGCAGGGGUCAGAAGGCAAAGACCAAAGGUCAGACUGAAGGCAUAGGAUCAAAAGGAGAGGAUGAAGAUCAAAAUGUGGACACAACAGAAAAUACAGAAGUUGUUGGCCUUACAGAAAAGGAAAGUAAAACAGCAAAACUAAGAUCUCGUAGGAGGUCCUUACUUCUAACCCAACAAAGCUCUUCAGCAGAGGACGAUAAUACUGAAGUCUCCAACAGUGACAAAGCAAAAAGCACUUCUCAAGAAACUGUAAAGGCCAAGAAAACUCCAAGAAGAAAGUCAGUUGUACCACCAACGCUUGAAGAUGCUUCUUCAGCAACAGAAGACCAGCAUUCCACAGAAGAGGAGUGUUCCUCUAGUUCUGUGUCAGAGAGACUUAAGAAAAAAGGAAGGAGGAGGUCAACAGUGUUGACAACAAAGCAAGAUACAGGAGAAGACGUUUGUCAACAAAACUUCAUGACUGAGGAACAGGAAGAUGGUUACUCUACGGAAUCGUCUGUUACAAAUGUUGCGGUGAGAAGGAGAUCUAGAAGAAAGUCAGUCUGUUCCCAGCCAAUGAAAGAACAGGGUGUUGAUACUGACCAAUCGGAAGAAGCGUCUGCAACGGAAUCAGUGGCAAAGAGACGGUCAAGACGAAAGUCGGUGUUAGUUCAGCAAAGUAGUUCUGAGGACUGCUCUCAACCAAUGAAAGAACAGGGUUUGGAGAUUACUGAACUAGGGGAAGCGUCUGCUACAGCAUCGGUGACAAAGAGACGGCCAAGAAGGCGUUCGUUGGCGAUACAACGAGAGGGAAGCUCCUCAGAAGAAAGUAUAGAGCCAGCUCAUUGGUCUGGGUCGGAGUUUUCGUGUGACGUACCGCUGCCAGAAAACACAUCGGUGAAGAAGACAAGAAAUAGGAGACAGUCUAUCGUUCCUGACAGUACCACUUGGGAGAAUGCUGACCCUGCCCCAAGUGAGUCCGGAGAAAGUCAGGCCAGCACUGUUUCUAGCACGGCCACAACUAGGAGGUCAAGACGACGGUCUGUCUUACUAAAGAUGUCUUCAGAAAUUGAAGAGGUACAACUAUCAGAGAAAGUCCCUGCUGUAGAAAAGGAGGUAGAAAGUUAUGGAGAUGUCAGAGAAACGUCUUCCGUACUGAAAGAAGUGCCUACUGGCAUCUCGGCUGAGAAUGAUACUGAGAACAAGACUAGUGAACAUCAGUCAAACAAUGAGUUAAAUCCCUCAUGCAUUUCUUCACAAGAGUCAGGGUCCUCUCAGUCUGUGGAUGGUUUCGGAGGCCUUGAAGAUGGCGACCUUCCUUGCGCAAGUCGACGGAAGAGAAAGCGGAGAAAGUCUGUUCUUCUGAAGCAGUUCAAGUGGGCUGGAGAGUCUCCACCGGAAAAAGCACUGCUCUCAGAAAAGUUUCCAACGAAAGAUGAAGACAAGAAACAAAUAGAAGAAACACAAUCUCUGUCUCAGCAAACCAGUGAAGAAGGUUUAGAAAAUGUUCAGGACAGUCAAGAGGAUGAUGAUGUUGUUGUUUUCAACUUUAAUGUCAGCCAGAAAGAAAGGGAGCUUGAAGGAGUGCAGUCUGACUCUGAGGCAGCUAGUCUGUCAGCUAAGAAAGCCAAAACGUCUGCGUGUUCCAAUAAUGAAGUGAAAAGUCUGACCAGCGUUGAGAUGUCCGAUGAAUCGUCAACUGACUCUCAACCGCAAGUUUCUACCAAAAGAGCACGCAGAAAAUCUGAAAAGAAAGCUGAAGACAAAAUUGUGACAGCAUCAAGUUCCAAAGACAUUCCACAAGGCUUGAGAAAAGAUGAUGAAGUUGACGGAUCACAUUUGCAAGAGGUUCACAGUGAUUUGCAAACAGGGACACAGUCAGUAAGACGACAGAAACGCAAGAGAACAACGCUCAUUCCUUCAAGUCAAAAUGCUGAAGAGGUACCUGAAUGUGAUUUACUAUUAGAAGACAAAACUGAAACAUCUCCCAUGCCUGUUUCCACAAAGGGCAGUGCAGUAAUACCUGUACCUACAGACGUUGUUGACGACAUAUUGUUGGACGACAAAGCCUCUAGGAAGCAACCUAAAAGGAAAAGUAGACAGUUGUCGGCAUACUUCAACCAAAGAACAUCACAAAAGACGACAUCUUCAGAAGACCAGGCUCAAGAAUUUGAAACACCCAACAAAGUAGAAGCAUCUAAGACAACAGGGGCUGUUGUUGCACCAAACGAACCUCCAUCUCCUGAAGACUUUGUCACCAAAAAAGAAACGUUCAUGGAUGACAGAGAUACAGAGGCUGUAAUUGAUGAACCAAAGAGAAAAGUUCGCCGCCAGUCCUCUCGUUUCAGGCGAGUUACACCAAAGAAGACAGCGUCGCCCGAAACAAAACCCGCUCCAGACAAGGAAAUGAUGUUUGAAGAGGAUUUCGUCACCAAUGAAGACACGUUCAUCGACAAUGAACAAAUGGAAAGUCUCAUAAACUCCAUUGCUGAAGGGAGCACUCCUAUAGGAAGCCCUUGCAAGACUGUUUCUCCCAAAGUGGCUGAUGUUAAUGUUGAGAAUUACAUCAAGAAGAAGCCUGUGCAAAAGAAGGGGAAAACAGCAAAGAAGAAUGUGGGGAAGAGGGGGGCUACCAGGCGGAAGAAGAACGCAGAGCUUUCUAAAACUCCCAAAGGCUCCUCACCACCAAACAGCCAACCAGAAAGUAAAAUCUCACCUAAAUUGCAUACCGCAGAAAGUAACAAGACAGUCGAGACAUUGAAUGGAGUCUGUACUGCCAGGAAAGAAAAGAAGGUGAAGAAUGGUGGUAAGAGUUUGUCUCCAACAGCCAAUGUGCCAAGGAUACCGCACAAAAAUGGGAAGGAAACAACAGCUAUGUUAUCACCGAAAUCACAAAAUAGUCUAAAAAAGACACCGUCUUCAGCACUGCAAAAUCCCUCUUCUAAAGGAAGGUCUUCGAAGAAAAACUCGCCUGUAGAUACGCAUACAAGUCUUAGCCAACCUCAGAAACAAAAAGCUGUGGUGAAACAACCACCUCAAAGCCCUGAAUCAGUUCUCUCUCCUACAAGCCGACACCAGGGUCGCCAGGUCACCAGCCUAUUCUCAGUUCUCUCUGCGUCUGCGUCCUCUCCUGAUGCAAAUCAGACCAUCCUAGGAGCUAUGCCUUCCUUCAAGUCGCUUGUGAAACACGUCGUAAGCCCCGACACCUCGACAAACUCCAGACAGCCUACCCUAGAUGAAAGUUGUGAGGCCAGGAAAGCAUCCACACAACCGUCGGCAUCUUAUGCAAAUAAGACAAACUCCUUAAAACAACCAACCGGAAGCAAAAGCGUCGACAGUACACCUUUCAGUGUUUGCGGUAAAUCUGGACACUCUGAGAACCAAACGCCGCAAACCGCAGCGUGUGACUCUGACGUGGCAAACACUUUCAGUUGCCCUGGCAACACGACUUGGAACGAUAGCGCGUCCAGUAGUGCGAAGAGCAAGUCAUUCGCAUUCGCAAAGACGUACUCUGUUAAGCAGCACUGGGCCAAACGGUUCGUCAAUACCAAAGACACGUACCUGAACAAGUUCAAGAUGUUUGCAUUUGGGUCACCGUCAUCACAGUCGAGCACAGAGGAAAAUGAGUAAAUGUCAGUAUUUUAUGUAAAGAAGUGUACACAUAUUGAACAAAAACAAUUAUAUAGUUGUAAUACUUAAGUAUUUUCAUGAAUAUUCUCAUUAAUACUUUUGCAAAAUAAUGUUUCUCUAAAAAUGUCUUUUACAUGGAAUACAAAUUUACUAAAUCUUGUCACUAUGAUAGAGCAUUAUGCUUAUUUUUAUGAUUCUGCAUUUUGUCGCAUGCCAGCAUCUUACGCAAGUAUUGUGAUCAUAGAAUGUACAGUGAUAAGUUUUCUUUCCAGUUGUUCAGAAGUUCUAGGUGUAGCUUGAAUAAUUAUUCAUAUCUUCUAUAUUAAUAGUUGUGGGCUACUACAUGUUAUUGUAUCAAUUAAAAGCUUAUGAGAAACAUUCUAUUAGUAUGGUGUAAUGUAAUAAUGUAAUGGCAAUAACUGAAGCUUUGUUUCCAUUGAAGUCUCCUAAAAUAUGCAUGAUGAGACAAAUUCUAUUGUCAUGAUAUGUAUGUGUGCUAUGUUGAACUCUCGUGUGUUUGUUUGACAAGAAAGCUGAUGGGGGAUGCAAAAAAAUGAGUCCACAAGCUUUGUGCAAACAUUCAGAACCUUAUUCUUGACACAAACAUAUUGUUUGGACAAAGAACAACAUGUUUAAUACUGAGGUUUGGUUUUUCAUGAAACAUCAAACCCUACUUAUGUUAUUUUGCUUAUCUAAGUUGAGAGGGAUCUGGGCUAUUUAUUUCUUGUUCUCGUUUUUGUGUACUGUCAAAGUUCUACUAACUCUUCUUGCUUUGUUUGUUUCAACAUUUUUGUUUACUUUAUAUGAAGUUUGUUAACCAAGAAGUUAUGUUCAAAAUUACAUUUUAUGACCUUAUCGCUGUACAUUGUAUAUUUGUACUGAAAUAAAAUUGAUGUAUUGUGUUUUAA
Molecule: messenger RNA, 8524 nt
Organism: Branchiostoma floridae (Florida lancelet)
Lineage: Eukaryota; Metazoa; Chordata; Leptocardii; Amphioxiformes; Branchiostomatidae
Exons: 8
Coding region: 183-7616 (2477 amino acids)
Source: RefSeq, a predicted model, not a curated record